Molecule: messenger RNA, 5142 nt
Organism: Spirometra erinaceieuropaei
Lineage: Eukaryota; Metazoa; Platyhelminthes; Cestoda; Diphyllobothriidea; Diphyllobothriidae
Source: the annotation of a GenBank genome assembly
AUGGCGUGUGUAAGCGUCAUCGGUUUUUCACCUAGAUGGCGUGUGAACGCGUGCGAUCGGCUGGCCGAUCAGCAUUCGCCUGAAGUAGAGAUCGAUUGGACUGUGCUGUGCGUGAAAUAAAUGUCAGCCAGGGGCCAACUGAUUCUCCUCCAGAUAGUUUAUGUUUUCGUUGAAGCCGGGUUUUCAUGUUCCUCCUGGGUUUCUUGCUCUUAAAUGGGCGUUGUCACUGUUGCAGGUCCGGUUGUGGGUGAAUCGCCAGCUAGACUGCUGUGCUAGCUAUCCCUUUCACCGGGCUGUGUGUGUGCUUGCAGGACUUGGGGCCUGCGGCCGGUUCACUUACGGCCUCUGUGUAGCGAGACACAGUGUUCGAGGAAGUACCAUGUCUACGCGUAUCACCCUCCCUAAUGACAUACUAAGUUAGCUUAUCUGUGGUGGGUCUGAAUUUCAUGUCCUGAACUGUUUACGUGAAGUUUGGUUAUUUUGUGGAACAGAACCAGCAUCACUUUGGUGGAAAAUGGUCUGACCGGCCACCGUUAUUCCACUUCUCAGCACAUUCCAACCGCUUAAUGCACGGCGGAAGCCAGAAACUAAAAGCCGAUCAUGCGCAUCAGUGCAUUCGUCACUGCUGUGAAAUGCAAGUCCUCUUUGUACUAGCCUGGUAGAUGUCGGAGAAGGGAAGUAGUCCGCCCAGAGACGCCCAUCAGAUCAUUGUGAAUGGACACUACCGAACGGAGUACCGUAAACUACAGUAAUCUUAUUAAAUUUGUCCUUCCAGAAUGGCCGAAGGCGUGGCGAUCCCCAGUGUUCCACCCAACCUAAAUGAUCCGGAUGAGAGGCAGGCCUGGCGCACAGCCUCCGAGGCUGCGGAGAAAUUCAGUUCCCUUUUCUAUCGCAGUCUGGACAAACCGGGACGCCCUGACUUACCCGGUUUCUACACAGAAAAUGCCAUUCUCCUGUGGAAUGGCAACCGUGUGGAGUCCCGUUCUGAUGUUGUCGCCUACUGGACGAAACUGCCUCGCAGUCAGACCAAUCUGCACACCCUGUCCGCACAACCAAUCCAGAGUAAGUCGCUACUUAUGUACGCAAUACAUACGUUUUAAUUAAGUGCAUGAAAUAGGACCUUGAUGAUCAGCUGUUGGAGCGAUACCUAUUAGAGCUUAAUCUCGCACUAAUUCAUGCUCUGCGGAAUCCUGGCCUUUUUCUGAAAACCUUCCCAACCCACGGGCAGAUUUGUUGACUUCGGUAAAGCCUCCGAGUUUGUGCAUGCUGACUGACUGCCUAUUACUGCUGUACACCACAACCUUCAGUUCUUGCCCGAAUAAACCUCUCAUAAACGUUAAAUUUUCUGUCAGGUGUUCGAUAGGGAUGUAUUUUGUCGUCUCUUUCCUCUGAUUAUGCGGUUUGACUAAAUCAAAAUGUAUAGGUUGAACGAUAUGCCUUACUUGACAGCACGGGUGCUAGCCGAAAACCCAAAGACGCGUGUUUCACCGACAUUCUGCUGCUGCAUGACACAGCUGUGAGGGGUUCGGCUCAUCAGUGGAUCCCCGCAGCGUCUCCUGUGUACUUUCUGAUAGAUAUUCCAGUUUUUGAAAUUGCAGGACCCCGGCCCAAAUAGUCCGUAUCAAAUUUCAGUCUGAGUCUAUAAGUCUCAAAUAGAUUGAUUUACUCCAAGUUGUUGAUUGAUUUUUGAGGGAAUUAAAAGCCUGCAUCUACAUCGGAAUGUGUUACUCGGUGUUACCUUUACGCGGGAUGCCGACUACCAGACGUUGACAUGUUAACGACAACAUUACCAGCAUCAAACUACGGUGUACUGCAGACUAUAGUAUCACCCACGACAAAUAAAUUGGCCAAUUUAUCAAUAUAAUUUGGUCAGGUAAAGACGGAUAGCGUGGGUGAGGGAGGGAUUGAAACAGGCAGCGUCGGAGGGAAAUUGCGGAGCAUAGCACGCGGUCAGGUUAAUUCGCUGUCCGCCAUAGUAAAUGCCGGGGCCUGUACGGAGUUCUUCUGUGCGCACAGGAUCGGCCAGCAUAACAUGAUUGCGACCGCUUCUGCUGUUAUCAUCAGACUGACCUAGUAGGUCCUUGUAAGUCACUCGGAAGGCUUAGUUGGGAUCCGCCCUAUGGGCAGGGAUGGCGCGGUUUAGGUUCUCAAUUUAGCCCUUUCUCAGCCAUGCUGGGGAGUGUCCACAUAUAGAAGACAAACAUACGAUCGAUGGAACAAGGAAUUUGUUGGCCCGACGCUUUAGAUUUUCACUCGAACCCGCCAUCAGAGCCAGUCGCAGAUAAGGGUAAUGGUGGCACAAGGAGUGCAGCCUUUAAAGCACGCGGCUGCCGUGGGACCAUAUGCGUACUGUAAGUAACAGCUCUCGCCACCACCGCUGGAGGUCGUAAUCGAUGCGAUGAUGGCCUGUCAGUCCACGCCCGAGUCGUUCAUCGCCGCGAUUUCGUCAUCUGCGUUGGAUGCUAGCGUGACGAUUGCUCAGCCAUUUGAAUCACUGCCACUGGGAUUGUUGCUCUCCCCCGCCCUCCCCACGCGACUGAUCCCCCUGCCCAGGGCAAAUCUAAGCACGGAAUAUGGUACCGGGAGGUCAUUGCGCCUGUUGAUGGAUUUCGGGCCAGAGAACCAUGACUCGAGCAGUUCGCGGCUCACGCAAUUGCCACCCCCUUGCGAGGAUUUCGGCCUCUUGAAACUUCAAAAUAUGACUGGUCCCGUCGAAUGAGCCUCCGCCUGACAGCUACUGUCUCCCCGCCUCACUGCUACCGUGUGCUCGGCCAUCCGCGUCCAAAGUAAUCUCCCAGUUUCUCUCACGUAAUUGCUUUCUCCGCAACUGCGCUAGAUCCUUUUGUCACCAUUACCCUUAUCUGCAGCUGUCCUUGAUGAUGGGUUCGAGUGGGAAACCGAGGCGUUAGGCCAAUAACUUUCUUGUUCCAGCGACCGCAUCUUCGUUUUAUGACCUGGAACUCGCCUGUUCGCUUCUAUCGGCAGUGUUCACGUAUCCUUUUAGAUAUAUGCCGACUCGUGCCAUCGAUACAGCCUGAUCCACAGGAGUAAGAUGUACCUGAGAUGUACCUGAUCCACAGGAGUAGAUGUACCUGACAACAUCCCAUUACUCUCGCCCUGUAGAAAUGGGGUUUGUCCAGAAUAAUAUCCGGACUCUUGCUGCUGGGGAGGUUUGCGAGACAGCUUCGUCAAGACGUCUUCUCAGUUCACCCGCCGUGCUCCUUUAAAAGGGAACUUUGAGAAGUAGCGUUUCCUUUCCCGCUGCCGGCAUGGUGCGUCUCUCGACAACAUUCUAUGCAAUAGAAAGUCCAGGAUGUCCGUUCUCGCGAAACAAGGUUUGAAUCCUCCGAAACUUCUCCACGACGCGAUCUGUCGAGCGAAUUGUUUGCAGACCAUUGGGCCAGAAAGCGGACUGAACUGUUUCCGGUGAAGGUGCACGAAACUGCUUAGAACGACGCCUAAGCAGGGGGAGUGAACCUGCAGCUUUCGCCUCCAAUCGACGUUCUCGCUUAGCUUGCAGCGUCUACCAGAGCAAUCACGUCGGCGUUUGCAGUUGCAAGGAUCUGCGUGUGAGGGCCGUAAUGACUUAGCCUACUAAUUUGGUAGCCUAGUUGAAGUCUCUACCCCCUCCCCUCCCCCCACCCACGAAUGCAUCAGCUCGAAACGGACAAAAGGACGAACCCAUGGCAACUCAGUCUGAUUAUCUUAUACGUCGUUGCUUAAAAAGAACUGCACUUUUAACGUGCAUUUUAGCAGUGGCUCUUUGAGUUUACAGGUAUCCCUUUUUCCUACUGAUCGGUUGGUAGUAAUUCGCGGAGGUAAUCUACUGUCAUGGCGACCGGUGCGCUUGUUAGGAGGGAUGAGGAGUCAGUAAAAAAAACACGAACAUUCCGUUUAGGUCGAGUUCUUUGGCGUUAUCAAGGAACUCGAAAGUACCCCGACAACUAUAUGAUGAUGGCUGAUAUUGUGUGGGCUUGAGGUUCUCUAAUUAUCACUCCGCCGUCGAGUGGUACGGGGUGUUUCGCAUAUCAAAAAUCGGACGCACUGGUAAGCCGUCUGUGUGAAUCUUCGGUAAAGGAUAUGGUCGGGGAAUGUGUAUGCCGCCAAGAUGUCUGAGAUGUUCGAGACCACAGUCUUUUAUAAAACAACCUUGGCGAAGUCGGCUCAAAGAGUUUAACUGCCCCUCCGAACAGUAGAGGACAGCCCCGGACAAAGUUGUUUCAAAACAGGUAGGUCAGACACGACAUGGCUGUCUGGGUCAAUCAUGCCCCUAGUUUUUUUUAGCAAGCUUCUGAAGAUGUCUAACUAGCUUGUCGCUAUAUCUUAAUCGCCUGUAUCGGGAAUCUGCCGAGUCAGUUCCCUACGAUUACUAAUUCUGGGCUGUGGGAUAGAAGACAAGACCCGUUUCUGACAGUCAUUUCAUGAGAACGGUCCUCCUGACAGUUCGACUGUCGUUGCUGACGAUGUCCACCGUGUGCUCCACAACAAGGUGAAGCAGGCACGGUGACUAGCGCAGCAUCUACCGCACUCUCUCCUCUCCCACCUGGACCAGGUGUCAAUAGGUAGUCAAGAAAGUCGGAGAUGGGGUCCUCCUAUAGAAGCACACACGAGCUUAAUCUUUCAUAAGGCAGUUCGUAUUCGCUGCGGCAGCACAUCUCAAAACGACUGCGAUGCGUUGGACACGCUUAUCACUGGCCGUUCAAACAGCACUGUCCCACUGGGUACGACUCGAUGCAGUCCGUCAGGAUGUGGAAAUGUCGUUUUACCUCGAGUGUCCCAUCUUCGUGGAUUAAGACGAGAGUAGAUCCUCGCAGUUCGUUGAACAUAAACAGUCACUAUGCGGUCAUCGCUGAAUUCACUCACAUAUUUUCCUAUUUUAAUGCAUAAUUAAAAGUGUUGGUCACUGUUUUACGUAUUUCGUUACAACUGGCGCUCCAUCUUUCUACCCUCUCAGGCGGUCCUAUAUAUUCUCUUUUUUUUUCAGAAGCGAUAAGCGGCGGCUCCAGUCUAGUGAUGGUGAAUGUAUUUGGAACCAUCAAGUUUGACGGAAAUCCUUCAAAGACCUUCUCCGAGACCUUUUUCCUCAUUCAGGAGUCCAAUCUCUGGCGGGUGCAGUCAGACACCUUCAGAUUCAUUGAAUGA